Acanthoscelides obtectus is the source of this 3484-nucleotide messenger RNA. The record is from the annotation of a GenBank genome assembly. NCBI's taxonomy places the organism in Eukaryota, Metazoa, Arthropoda, Insecta, Coleoptera, Chrysomelidae.
UGGUGUCAACUUUGACGUUCCAAUUUCAUGUUUUCAAUCAAAAUUAUCGGCUAAUGGUAAAUUUGAUCCUGCCUAUAGAUAAAAAUAGUGUACAUUUGAUCAUUGAUUACGUGUAAUGAACUGCUGUUGGGGAUAGCAUAAGCAGAACAGUUUAGAAAUGGAUUGUUUACCCGGUAUAGUAGUGGCGAGUUGCAGCAGUACAAAACCCAGAUCUCUCAUCAAGCUAAUAACAAAAAAUAAAGAGGUACUCGAUGAUCCAAAAAUACCAGGCCUUAUACAUCAAACAUGGGAAAUAAGUAACAAGUAUUAUACAGCAAAAGUGAAAUUUCUUGGUUUGGAGAUGCCCGUAAGCCAAACCAAUGAUUUAGACACCAAUGUACAAGCUUUAAUCCUUCAUAUGGAUCCAAACAAGGAAUCCGGUUUGGUAGAUUUAGAAAAAUGGAUGUACCCAAAUCAAAAUCAUUGCUUUGAAGUUAAACUGCUUCUCUCAAAUUACUGUACAGAAGAAACAAAAAUCACAAAGUAUCAGGCACUACAAUGGUGCUUGAAACAUGAUUUUGAGUUCAUCGAGUUGUAUCCUACCAAAAGUAAAGAAGAACCAGAGGAAGACAGUAUUAUAAAAGAGAAAACAGGAGUAGAGCGAAUAAUUGAAGCAUUGCAGUGUUAUACAUGGCCAAACCUUGUACUGAAAGAUAAGGACAAACCAAAGGGUGAUGUGAGCUCCAGGAGUUCAAAUAAUCCUGAAGAAUGUGAUGAUGGCGCUGAUGAUUUCACAGAAUUGUUCGCUCAACUGCAUAUGAUGAAAGACAGUUUACAGAAUAUGCCUGUAAAUCAAAGGAAACAAUGUGCGGAACAGAUGGUCACAGCUUUCUGGAAAGCUAUUGGAGAUAAAUCUCUGGUUUAUGAUCUAUUUAUAAGGAAUAAUCAAGUAAUGGACUCAAAUGAUGACAAAGUGGACCCUGAUUAUGUUACAAACAAUGCCGCUCUACGAAAUUUGGAAAAAAGAGAUGAAAAUACAGUAUCAGCAGAGACUAUACAUAGGAUAAUAUCAGAAGAAUUUACUAAGGAACUUACCCUAAGAGAAAAACAAUUAGAAGAAAUUGAGGAACAAAUAACAAAAGCACAAAAAUUGUUACACUUGGUUCGUUAUGUUAUCAUAACUUCUUAUUAUGAUAAAAAGAGCUUAGAGCAUACUACUACAGCAGAAGAACAGAUGAGUACAGUAUUUGAUAGUCAAAAUAGGAUCCACCCUGCUGUGAAGAAACUUAUAGGGAAAAAUCCUACUUUAGACGUGUUCAACAUUCAUGGUAAAAGGAAAGCAGCAAAGAGCUCUCUUUUUGGUGAACCGUCCACUUCACAAGUUGUUGAAACUAAAAAGCCAAAGCUUGAAGUAAAAGGCAUAUCGAAAACAUCUGUUGAUAGUAAUCAAAAUUGUCUACAAAGCAGGAAAAAGACAAGACAUAGGAUAGUUGUAGGCAAUAUUUCAAAAUAUAUGUCUUCAGUGGAAGAUGACAAUAUGACGCACAAGUGGAUGGUAUAUGUAAGAGGAGAUAAAAGUAAACCAGAUAUUUCAGAUAUUGUUGAAAAGGUUGUAUUUUAUUUACAUCCGUCUUACAAGCCAAAUGAUGUUGUUGAAGUAAAUGAAUCUCCAUUCCACCUGUCGCGAAGAGGAUGGGGCGAAUUUCCACUUAGGGUCCAAAUAUUUUUCAAAAGUUCUUUAAAUAAGCCUGUCGAUAUUGUACAUAAUUUGAAACUAGAUAAAUCCUGCACAGGUCGCCAAGUAUUAGGUAAUGAAACUUUGGUAGACGUAUACUUGCGCGAUUCUACACCAGCAAAUACGAUAACAAUAAAAAAAGAACCAUCCGAUUUAGGUGUUAGCGAAGAAUCUCUUGAUUGGCAAGAGAUCGCAGAAUCACAAAGUAGCUCUAGCACUUCAAAUAUUGAACUCAAAGAAGAGCCUCCUCAUUCAGAAGUUGGUAUAUUCGACUUGGAUCUACUCCUACCAGGGUCUUCAAGUCUUGAAACAACAUAUAUACCCUUAGAAGACCUAGAUAGUACCAAUGAACACAGUUAUUGCAAUAAUGGGUUACUGGAUAGUAGCAUAAGUCAAGACCAUUCAUAUAGUUUACCAUCUGGCAGUGAAGAUGAUUCCAAGAUAGUAAAAAAAGAAAUCAAUAUCACCGAUAUUUUGGAACAAGGGAACAAUAGGUUGAUAUUUGGUUUGGGUGAUAAUUAUUUAGACGACAAUAAGAGGAAAAAAGUAGUCAUCCCAAAAAAGUCGACUCCUGCUUCGACAACAUCAACGCCUCUCGCCCAGUCUAUCAAAAUUCUACCAGCGACGUACUCGAAACUGGUCAACUUGAACAAUGGUCACUCCGUCCAAGUGUGGGUGUUGCCCCAAGGUAUCCCGAACCAACAGAAACCUACUCACUCGAAACAGGUCGAACUACGCACUGUACAGCAGGAUACUCCGAUGAUCGACUACGAAAAGUACAAAGUAACGCUGCCGAAGAACCGGUUCAAGAACCUUGGAGAGGCGCUGAUGUAUCUGAUGAGGAGGUUGCCGUUGUGGGACGAGAGGAGGAAAGAUCUGAAUUUUAGGUGCACGUUCCCCUACGUGGCUGGUAACAGGCAGGAGUUCGAGAGGUGGAAUGUCGGCAAGAGGGCUAAUUCGGAGUGGUGUCGAGCUCGAAUGCUGAAAUCAAUUCUCUCAGAGGAAAAAUUCCCGUCCGUAGAAAAAUGGAGUACAAAGACAUACUUUAUGUAUGCCCGAUCGCAUGGUUACUGUGCAUUAGUGAAACAUCGAUCACUAUUUUCAAAAUACUCCAAAGACAUCACUUUAAUUAGUGAAUGUUUCUCUACGUCUUUGUCCUUGCCAAAAAAUAUAUCCAGGCGGCUACUGGACGCCGAUUUAGACUAUGAUGUUGACGUAGAAUCUAAUGGUGAUGCAAGAAGUAAUUCAUUAGAGCCGACGCUAACAAUUGACUUAGACCAAUCAGAUACCAUUUUGAAGAAUCAGUGUGUGUUUGUAAAAGAAGCUGCAUUGGACGUUGGAGUUGUGCUGAAACCAGAACAAAUCGUAGAGGGGGUAACAAUGAACGCUGCAGAAAGAGUGAUGUUAGAGGCUGUGAAAUGUUUCGCGGAAAAUUUGAUACGAAGAGCACACCAUCAUUUGGUCUGCCAGACAACACAUAAAGAUGGCUGUUUAGAAGUUACCAAAGACGAAAUCCAGGUAGCCCUGAAGGAUCGUUCAGAAAUGGAGUCCAUUUUCACAUUUAAGAGAAUGAAGAAGGAACGGCAACUCUUCUCAUAAGACUGUGUUAUUUAUAAUAGUUUUGAUGUAUAUUUACCUGUACAUGUUUUAGUAUUAAUUUUUUAGUAUCUGUUAUGUUUUAAAAUAAUUUUAAUAACCUAUCAUGUGCCUGUAAAAUGAAAUUAAAAGGUAUUUUUAAAGGUCCAAAUAAAUAUCCCGAGCUUAAAAAAA